AUGGGGAAGAAUAGUGGCGAGGAGCAGAAUCUACCUUCACGGAGCGACGGAGGAGGGGAUACGGUUAGGAAUAACAACGAAGGAUGCUCUGCUCGGAUCUGUAGAUGUUUUAGUAUCAGAUGCGUUUUGAUUCUCGCUUUCUCCGCUGCUUUGUUUUUAUCUGCCGUGUUUUGGUUGCCUCCGUUUCUCGGAUUAUCGGAUCCUCAAGAUCUAGAUCUCGAUCCGAGGUUUAAAGAUCACAGGAUAGUGGCGAGUUUUGAUGUUGAGAAACCAGUUCCCUUCUUGAAGGACAAUUUGUUGCAGCUUGAGAAUGAUAUCACCGAUGAAAUAAGCGUUCCCAUGAUCAAAGUAAACCACUCGUUAUCUAACUUUCAUGGAUUAUAUUGUAUACACCCGUUGAUCAUUCUGGUUCUUUUCUUGAGCCAGGUUGUGGUAUUAGCGCUUGAACGCUUGAAAAAUCUGAACCGAACAAUGGUUAUUUUUGCAAUCGACCCCGAGAAGAAGAACUCUAAGAUACCUUCCGAAAUCGAGAGUCUGAUCAAGGCUGCUUUUGUAACUCUGGUCGAAAAGCAGAUGUCUUUCCGCUUGACUGAGUCCUUGUUCGGGCAACCUUUCCUUUUUGAAGUGCUGAAAUUCCCAGGAGGAAUCACUGUGAUCCCUUCCCAUCCUGUAUUCCCUUUGCAGAACGCGCAGCUUCUCUUCAACUUCACAUUGAACUUUUCUAUUUAUCAAAUUCAAGCUAACUUCGAGGAACUCACUAGCCAGCUUAAGAAGGGUAUAAACCUGGCUCCCUAUGAGAACUUGUACAUAACCUUGUCAAAUUCCAGAGGCUCAACCGUUGCGCCUCCUACUAUAGUUCAUUCUUCUGUUCUGCUCACAUUCGGUAUCUCAUCAAGGUUGAAGCAGCUUUCUCAAACUAUCACUGGCUCCCGUUCCAAAAACCUCGGCCUAAACCACACCGUAUUUGGUAAAGUUAAGCAAGUUCGUCUUUCCUCAGUCUUGCCACAUUCACCAGUCCAAUCGCUACCCCCUUCACCUUCCCCUUCUCCUCAACCUGAAACCCAUCAUCAUCAUCAUCACCAUCGUCAUCAUCACCACCAUCAUGAACUCGCUCCAGAACCUUCACCUGCAGCUAAGAGCUUCGCACCAGCAUCUGCGCCAACAAAACACUUACAUUUACACCGGAGAAGCCCACCUCCUUGUCCUUACGAGCAGAGGAGACCAAAAGGAAACAAUGCUCUGAACCAUCACACUGCAGCACCAACUCCUGCACCACACCGGUCUAAGCAACACACACCGGCACCAAACCGGUCUAAGCAACACGCAUCAGCACCAAACCCUACCCCGCCAAGUCAUCAUCAUCAUGCUAUUCCAGUAUCUAGCCCACUUCCACACGUCGUGUUUGCUCAUAUUCCACCUCCAGCGAGAAACACUCCAGAAUCAGGACCAGUCAGUGAAAAAACUCCGGCACCUUCUCCCACUCCAUCUUCAGCGAGCAUGGGUCCAACCUUCAAAAGGGCAUCAACGAAGCUGCUUGUAAUAGUAGCCGUUUGUCGGUUCUCUGACGCUCUCUUUGUUCAAUCUUUCUUCGUUCUUUCCCUGAAUGCCUUCACCUGUAUUCAGGAAACUUGCGGCGAUUUACAAUUAAAGGAGCGAGGGAUUAUUAAGAGUGCCAUAAUUAAUCUGAGAAACACUGGCAUGAACUGUAUGGCCUUGGCUCUAGACCCAUUAACCGACCGGUUCACACAUUUAAACCGAUCUUCACAAAGAUGCAGACUCCAAUCUCUAACCAACCUAGACUUCAACUUUUUAAACUUCAACACCAAACCAACAACUCUCACCUCUUCACACUCCUUCAACCAUAGAAGCGUCUCCUCUCCAUGCUUCUCCAUCACCUCCAAAAAUCAAGACGCUUCUCCAAAAAUAGAGAUCAUUGGUGGUCAAAGAGUCCCAACCAUACGUUCCCUUGUAGCUGAAGUAACCAUAGCUAUGGCUUCAGGAGCUCAGCCUCUGCUUUUACCAAGUGGCUUAGGAGGUGCUUAUCUUUUGCAAACCGGACAAGGUCAUAGUAUUGCUGUUGCAAAGCCUGUUGAUGAGGAGCCUUUAGCUUUCAACAACCCUAAAGGCUCUGGUGGUGGUUUGAUGCUAGGACAACCCGGUUUAAAACGGUCUAUCCGGGUUGGUGAAUCCGGAAUCCGAGAAGUAGCUGCUUACCUCUUAGACCACCAAGGCUUCUCCAGCGUUCCACCAACAGCAUUGGUCAGAAUCUCACAUGUUCCCUUCCAUGGCAAUGAAGCUGCUGAUAAGGUAGCUUCUUUGCAACGGUAUGUAGGUCAUGAUUUUGAUGCAGGAGAGCUUGGACCAGGGAGCUUCACUGUUGGGUCUGUCCAUAGGAUUGGGAUACUUGAUGUGAGAGUCUUGAACUUAGACAGACAUGCUGGAAACAUGUUGGUGAAGAAGGUACAUGACCAAGAUGGAGUUGGAGCUGGUGAGCUAGUGCCUAUAGAUCAUGGUCUUUGCUUACCUGAAUGUCUUGAUGAUCCUUACUUUGAAUGGCUUAACUGGCCUCAAGCUUCUGUUCCAUUCACUGAUGCUGAGCUUCAGUAUAUAUCGAAUCUUGACCCUUUCAAAGAUGCAGAGCUUUUGAGAACUGAGUUAGGGUCUAUACAGGAGUCUUCUAUCAGAGUUCUUAUUGUUUGUACUAUGUUCUUGAAACAAGCAGCUGCUUCAGGGCUGUGUCUUGCAGAGAUUGGUGAGAAGAUGACUAGAGACAUCUGCAGAGGUGAAGAGAGUUCUAGUUUCUUGGAGAUUCUCUGCACUAAAGCAAAAGAAAAUGUGGUUGGUGGAAGUUAUCAAGAAGAAGAUGGUGAUGAUGAUUAUAGUAGUGAGUGGGAUGAAGUAGAGGCUGAGAUAGAGUGCUGUAUUUUUAACUUUGAUGAUGAGUUUGAAGAUAAAAAAUGCAAAGAGAUGAGUCAAGUGUCUCCAAGAGCACCAUCCUUCUCAGCUAAUCUAUCUGCUCUCAUGAUGAGUUCUUGGAUUAGUACUCAUGAUAGGAGUCUAGUGAGGAGCAAGAGCCAUCCUGUUUGUGUGAAUCAAGAUGACACAGAAGGUGUUUAUUUUGGGGACAUGAGUGCAGAGGAAUGGGAGAUGUUUCUGCAGAUGUUCCAGGUGCUUUUGCCAGAAGCACUUGAAGGGUCAACAAGCAAGGGACCAAAGCCAAGAUUUGGAUCUUCCUGCAAAUUCUGA
Messenger RNA from Eruca vesicaria subsp. sativa (arugula), 3246 nucleotides. The record is from the annotation of a GenBank genome assembly. Lineage: Eukaryota; Viridiplantae; Streptophyta; Magnoliopsida; Brassicales; Brassicaceae.